GUCAGCGCCCUUCAAAACCUAGGUAGUUCUACAAGACCACGGGUCUUGAAGAAACAAUUGUGAAAACCUGUAUGCCUAAGUUCCAAGGGUUCACAACUUUUUUUUCUUUGUGAACUAAAAUGAAAAACUUUCUUCAUUUAAUAAUUAUAUAGUUGACUGCUGAUUGAUAACAAUAACAUAUUUGAAAUAUGAAUUCAAAACUCUCAUUGGCAUUGACUAAAUUGUGGAAAUUCCGACAGCAAUGUAUAUCAGUAUGUAGUCAGCUCCCUUAUGGUUUCGUUAACAGUCAAUCCAUGCAUCAAAAUACAUUGAUCCACCAUAGUCAAGAAUGUAACAGACAGUUUUCAACAACUUCUAUUAGAUGUAAAUAUAACUUGAGAAAAUUCCCGCCAUUGAAAGCGUACACAAAACCCAUGAAACCAAAAGUAGAAAUACCUGUUGUUAAUAUAUAUCAAAAUAUGAUGGUAGAAGAGCUUGGCAGGGUAUUGAAGAAAAAUCAAGAGGAAAUGUUAAUAAUGAUGAUGGAAAUUGAUAAUGCUGAUAAAUACUUGAAUUGGAAUUCAGUGAUAGAUGAUAUAAAAAUCAUAAAGAAAGCUGUUAAAUUGGUAGGAUUUAAAUUUGAUGUUAUAAAUCCUCCUAACAAGAAAAUCGUCCAGAAAACCAAGUUAACUGAUAUUAAAAAACAACCUCCACCAGAUCCUAAAAAUCUUGUCAAAAAAUCACCAGUAGUUACUAUCAUGGGACAUGUUGACCAUGGGAAGACAACUCUAUUAGAUUAUCUAAGGAAAUCCAAUGUUGUGGAUCAAGAAUUUGGUGGUAUCACUCAACAUAUUGGUGCUUUUUCUG
Molecule: messenger RNA, 846 nt
Organism: Lottia gigantea (owl limpet)
Lineage: Eukaryota; Metazoa; Mollusca; Gastropoda; Lottiidae
Exons: 6
Source: RefSeq, a predicted model, not a curated record